Messenger RNA from Phyllotreta striolata, 558 nucleotides. The record is from the annotation of a GenBank genome assembly. Lineage: Eukaryota; Metazoa; Arthropoda; Insecta; Coleoptera; Chrysomelidae.
AUGAGAUUUGAAGGGAGAAGGAAGUACAAGGAUUUGAAGCACAAGGAUUUAAAUUCUAAUGCCUAUAAUCCCUUCGCCCGCGCCGGUCCUUUCGCCGCCACGCGCGCCGAGCCCUUCGUCCGCGCCGGUCCUUUCGCUGCCCCGCGUGCCAGCUCAUUCGUCGCCGAGCGCGCCCAGCUCAUCACCGUCGCCUGUCCACGCGCCGCUGCCAGCGCCCACACCGAGAUCGUCGCCAUGGCGGUUUCCACCGCCCUUAACGAUCCCACCGCCGUCGCCUGUCCACCUGCUGCCGCCUGUCCACCCGCCGUCGACGUCAACGUGCCCGUCGCCUUCGCCGAUCUCGCCGCCGUCGUCUGUCCACCCGCCGUCGACGUCAACGUGCCCGUCGCCUUCGCCGAUUUCGCCGCCGUCGUCUGUCCACCCGCCGUCGCCUGUCCACCUGCUGCCGCCUGUCCACCUGCUGCCGCCUGUCCACCCGCCGUCGCCUGUCCACCUGCUGCCGCCUAUCCACCCGCCUGUCCCAUACAGAAACUGAUCGUCUACGAACUCCGAACCUAA